GGCGGUUCCCGGCGGCCCGCGGGGCGGGCGGGUGGCAGCUGUUCGGCUCGCUCGCUCGCUCGCUCUCUGGGCGAGCGGGCGGCGCGAUGUCGGGGGAGGAUGGCCUGGCGGGAGGUCCGGGGGCGGCGGCGGCCCGCGAGCGGCGGCAGGAGCAACUGCGGCAGUGGGGGGCGCGGGCGGGCUCGGAGCCGGGCCCCGGGGAGCGGCGCGCCCGCACCGUCCGCUUCGAGCGCGCUGCCGAGUUCCUGGCGGCCUGCGCGGGCGGAGACCUGGACGAGGCGCUGCUGAUGCUGCGCGCGGCCGACCCCGGCCCCGACGCCCAGACCGACCCCGCCGCUCCGCCGCCCGCCCGCGCCGUGCUCGACUCCACCAACGCCGACGGCAUCAGCGCCUUGCACCAGGCCUGCAUCGAUGAGAACCUGGAGGUAGUACGCUUCCUGGUGGAGCAGGGCGCCACUGUGAACCAAGCGGACAACGAGGGCUGGACGCCCCUGCACGUGGCCGCCUCCUGCGGCUACCUGGACAUCACCAGGUACCUCCUGAGCCAUGGAGCCAACAUCGCAGCAGUCAAUAGUGAUGGGGACCUGCCCCUGGACCUGGCCGAGUCAGAUGCUGUGGAGGGGCUGCUGAAGGCGGAGAUUGCCCGGCGAGGUGUGGAUGUGGAGGCAGCCAAACGGGCCGAGGAAGAGCUGCUGCUGCACGACACGCGCUGCUGGCUGAAUGGGGGCGCCAUGCCUGAGGCCCGGCACCCCCGCACCGGGGCCUCUGCACUGCACGUGGCCGCUGCCAAGGGCUACAUUGAGGUGAUGAGGCUGCUGCUGCAGGCCGGCUACGACCCUGAGCUCCGGGAUGGAGAUGGUUGGACACCCCUGCAUGCGGCAGCCCACUGGGGCGUCGAGGAUGCCUGUCGCCUGCUGGCUGAGCAUGGCGGGGGCAUGGACUCACUGACCCACGCGGGGCAGCGUCCCUGUGACCUGGCGGAUGAAGAGGUGCUGAGCCUGUUGGAGGAACUGGCUCGGAAGCAGGAAGACCUUCGCAACCAGAAGGAAGCCACGCAGAGCAGAGGUCCAGAGACCCAGGUGCCGCCCGGCAGCAAGCACAGGCGGAGCUCCGUGUGCCGCCUGAGCAGCCGCGAGAAGGGCUCCUUGCAGGACCUGUCCAAGGAGCGCAGGCCCACUGGGGCAGGGGCGCCCCCCAUCCGAGAUGAGGAGGAUGGGGACCAGGGCCAUCCCGAGCCGGCCCCUGCAGAACCCAGAGCCCUCAACGGCAUUCCCUCUCUGCCACUCGCCAGCCCACAGAGCCCUGUGCUGCCCAGUGCUGCCCCCUCUGCCCAGCGCUUUGGCCUCCAGAAGACCAGCAGCUCUGGGGCCUUGGUGCCUACAGAGAGGCGGGGGGCUGAGGUGUCUGCUGGGGCUGGGCUGCAGCGCUCGGCCUCCACCUCCUGGCUGGAAGGCACCUCAGCUCAGGCCAGGGAGCCCUGCCUUGCCAGAAUUCCCCCUACUCUCUUCCGGAAAGUGCCAGAAACCUGUGCCCUGGAGCCAGGAUCCCCAGUGAAGCCAAGUGUAUCCCCAGCCUCCGCCCCAACCCCAGGGGACUUGCACGACCGGAGGAGGUCCUACCAGAUGCCCGUGCGGGACGAGGAGUCCGAAUCACAGCGAAAAGCACGCUCCCGCCUCAUGCGCCAGUCUCGGAGGUCCACACAGGGUGUGACUCUGACAGACUUGAAAGAAGCAGAGAAGGUGGCAGGAAAGUCUGUUGAGGCAGAGAAGUCGUCCCUGCGGGGCCUGGACUCUGCCCGGAGGCCCAGAGUCCCUGGAGUGGAGAACUCCGAGGACCCUACCCAGAGAGCAGAGGCGCCAGAUGGGCAGGGCCAGGGACCACAGAUUGCCAGGGAGCUCCACAAGGCUAGCAGGGAGCGGCGGGGGCCUGCGGAGGGGGAGGAGGCGGACCACAGUGCAGAAUGCAGCAGCCCUGUGGACGGUGUCCUCGCAGCCCAGAGGCUGCGCUCACAGCAAGACCUCGGCUCGGAGCUGGAGCUGCAACAGGAGGAACCAGAUGGGGGCUUCAGGAAGCUGUACUCAGAGCUGCACAGGGAGAAUGAGCGGCUUCGCGAGGCACUGACGGAGACUACGCUGCAGCUGGCACAGCUCAAGGUGAAGCUGGAGCGGGCCACGCAGCAGCAGGAACGCUUUGCUGAGAGACCAGCCCUCCUGGAGCUGGAGAGAUUCGAGCGCAGGGCCCUGGAGCGCAAGGCUGCUGAGCUGGAGGAGGAGCUCAAGGCCCUGUCUGACCUCCGAGCAGACAACCAGCGGCUCAAGGACGAGAACGCAGCGCUGAUCCGAGUCAUCAGCAAGCUGUCCAAGUGACUCACCCGUACCUAUACAGCUGCUUCUGCCACAUGCACCCUUCCCCACAUGAACACGAGUGAUGACUCUGGGGAAGCCACUGAGAAGCCAUAACCUCCGCUUGGGACCUCACGAGCGACUGACCGGGAGAAAGCACCACUGGCUGGGCUGGAGGCCGUCGCCGAGAGGGACCAGGAAGGAAACGGGCCAGUAGCUGAGGACCAGAGGGCCAUCCCAGGGUCCCCACCUCACAUGUGAUGCCACCCCAGUAUCCUCCCCUCCUGAGCAGGGUCCAGGAAUGUGCCAAGAGUCCCGCCGGCCUCGCCAGGUGGGCCUGUAUAUAGGGUCCAUGUGCAAUAGGAGGGACGUCUUCUAUUUUUUGCUGCCCCCUCCCUGAAUAUUGUUGGGGAAGGGGAGAAGGUAUUUUCGAGACAAAGCACAGGCACCACAAAUAAAAAGUCGUGAUGUUGCCA
Messenger RNA from Cavia porcellus (domestic guinea pig), 2818 nucleotides. RefSeq names its product protein phosphatase 1 regulatory subunit 12C (gene Ppp1r12c). Gene Ontology annotation, biological process: signal transduction. The record is from RefSeq and is a predicted model, not a curated record. Gene Ontology annotation, molecular function: enzyme inhibitor activity; protein kinase binding; phosphatase regulator activity. The transcript is spliced from 22 exons. Lineage: Eukaryota; Metazoa; Chordata; Mammalia; Rodentia; Caviidae. Gene Ontology annotation, cellular component: cytoplasm. Bases 87 to 2366 code for a protein of 759 amino acids.